Molecule: messenger RNA, 7945 nt
Organism: Amoebophrya sp. A120
Lineage: Eukaryota; Dinophyceae; Syndiniales; Amoebophryaceae
Source: the annotation of a GenBank genome assembly
CUUUAUUCCCAGCAGCUUCUUUGUUUGUGUGUACGCAGUGCAAUGACGACUACACAUAAAAUAGAAGCUUUGAUGUUCGCGGUAUCGCUCAAUAUAUGAUGGAAGGGGCCCCUCGUAGAUUUCUAGGCUCUUGUAGUCAGAUAUACCUUUUUUCAUUUGAUCGAGAUCAUGGUCAGGCUCAGACUCAGUCUUGCUCUUGGGCACAACGGAAGCAUCACCUCUUGGUCAGGCGGCAUAGUUGUAUUGCGGCCUGCUUCCGCGGCCACGCCUUCUAUGCUUAUCAGGUAGGCUGUGCUGCACGGACACCAGUGCCAGGGCCACUGGAGCUUUCCUUCAUUGUACGCAUACUUAGAAGUCUCUUUUAUCAUCUUUCAAGCGAGGCGCACCACGCUUUCUUCUGAAGUUUAAUAAAUUAAAAAUUCGGUAUAAAUUAUUUUCACCUGGACAAGAUCUUCUAUGUCUGAAAUCCUCAUCACAUACGAAAGCAAAUAACUGAGAAAAGCAACACUUUCCACUGCUUCCUCGGAAGUCCUUCGAUGAGUGGACAAGGAGCUCCUCAGGGCGGCCACGGCGCCGGAUCUUGGCCGUCUGGUGCGCUUGCAGAUGAAAAAUCGGACGAGGAUACAUUCACCUCAUCCACUUGCCAGUCCGAUACGAACAAUGCUGAUGAUUUAUUUUCCGCCACGUUCAAUAUUCCUGCCGCUCCCGCCAUGCCUUCGGAAACUGCAACAGCCGACGAACACCAGCAGAACGAGGGCAAAAAUCCUCCCUCUGGCCUUGGCGUAGUUGUGGGCAGUGAUGCUGCAUUAGAUGGCGCUAUGAAUUUUAGUGUCGAGGAUGAGACGGGAGAUAGCAUUGACUUUGCAGCCUUUCCCACGGCAGAACAAGUCGAGGACUUCGCCACUUUUGACGCGCAGGAGGAGGACGCUUUGUUUCCCACCUUGGACGUCGCGGGAGCGGCUCCUGGCAGCGACCCUUUUGAUGCAGAGCCGAACUUCGAUUUUGGAUUCAAGACCGACGCACCACCUCCACCUGGCAGAUUCGGUCACGGUGGUAUUGGUACCGCCUCGUCCUCCAGGGAGGCGGGGACUUUGCAGGAAGAUGAUUCCUCUUUUUUCCCAAAAGUGCUGGACCAGGACCCUUUUGCGUGCCUUGACGGAAUGGAUGAACACGACCAGGAUGAUUUUUUCGCACCGUAUCAAAACAUCUUCAGGUGGUGGGAAUUUCAUUUUGAUGUGAACGAAAGAGAUGUUCCUAGUAAAAAUCUGGCAUGCAGGCUCUCUUCACCGAUCGGUAACGAUCACACUUACACACGACCCUGGUUGGACGUACCUCUUUUCGCCCUACCCUUGUCAAAUCGGAUAUAUGUUUAUUUGAGCAGCAAAUGGCGAUCUUUGCCGUUCGAUUCGAAGCAAAUUAUUAACUUGCUCGAGCAGUUUUUUUGCAGAUCAUGCGAGGAGAAACAAAAGCGCCAGCUGGUGCUUUUCGCUGUACUUAUCGGCGGAACAGGUUUGUUCGUGGCGCAACGACGCAGCUUCUCAUCUUCAAGAGGCUCAAAGGGUCGGAAGUAGAAAUACGAUUUUGAUACAUACAAAUUGAAGCGAAAAGAACGCAUCGUCGAAAGACUGUUCAUCAGGAUACAGAAAAUUCCGCCUGAGUAUUAACGUUCCAUAUGCCAGGGACCGCCGACUUGUUUCGCUUUGACCUGGAGGACGAGAUCCGAUUUCCCGGGUUGCGGACAUCGAAGUCUCCGUCGGGGUAUCCUGUGCAAAAGUAUCGUACUCGUACUAAUUGUAAUCUUGCAUGACAAACCUACCUUUUUACCUGAAUUAGCAAUACAAAUUUCAUUUUUCUUUCUGAAAGAAUUUGUAAUGCAAUUUGUACUAGUACGAUACUUUUGCAAUGCAUACGGGGGGAGUCGGCGGCGGAGUCGCAACGUCCGAACGAGGGGGUAUGCUUCAGCGCCAGCAGCAGAAUGGCAGUAUGCAAGAAUACUUCGGGGGCUUCGCGCCCUCGGAGGCGAGCCGGGCCUACCUGCAACAGAGCAACGACAGAAACACCUUUUCGCGAAAGCUGCUCCAGUCCGCCGGGCAGUCCGCUGGGGACCACCAUCCUAGUUUCGACCCGACCGCACCCACAAGCUCUUCCCCCUCGUCGUCGACCUCUAUGCAAGGGAGGAGUUGCAAACAGCAGCACGAGCUGAAGUUUGAGUCCUCCCUCGAUGCCGACCUGUUUGACGUUGACAUCAUUUCGGAUUCCGUAACCCUGUCCUUCGAGACGUCCGGCUCGAAAUCGAAUACGCCCACGACCGAGCAGGGGCCGGCCAUCAACGACCCGGGUUAUCCACGCCGAAUUUGCAAAACGUGUCUGGGUAGUGUGGCAGUGCUUUCACUGAUAACAGGUGAACCAUUGAAGUCGCAGCUAAAAAGUAGAACGUCAACGUCUGUUUAUUUAUACAAGACAAAGGGACAUUAAGAAGCUGCUCAUCUUCUUUCUAUUGUAUUCACGCAUGAAUCGCAGCAGGAGUCGUGCCAUGGUUUAAUUUGUUCAAACGCCGAGCUUCUCGUGCCAGAGGGGCAUGAUUCCGACGGAGUGAGGUGCGCUCGCGAAACCCGUAAAGAUGCAUGCUCCAUGAUCAUGAUUCACGACGCUCAAGCUCAGGCACACACUUCACAGCAACCAGGCAUUCAAAAAGCGGUGUGUGGAACUUGCUGACUCUUGUUCAGAACAUAACGUUUUUUGCAUUCGAUGCAGUUGACGAAAAAACCAAAAGCGUAAUAUCAUCCGAGAUUCCAGUCGAGGAGGGCCACGACUUGUUGGAGGUAACCCCUUAUGAACUGCAAAACUAUCGUACUAGUAGUAAUUGCAAUACAAAUUAGCUCAGCACGACAAAUGGAAUUUGUCAUGCUGUUUUGCCUUGGGAUGGAGAUUUGUAAUGCAUGAUUGCGAUUACUACGAGUGCGAUACUUUUGCACAGGAUACCCCUUUCUCGUUUGUUCACCAGACGACGAGUCCUUCGGGAAGUAGAUCCCCUGCGAGCCCCAAUGCAAGCCAAGCUGCGGGCGAGGGCGAGCAAAAAAGCUCUUCCGCGUCACCCCUUGCAGUAAAGCAGGAAUCGGUAGAUCAGGACGGAAGCAUCGCUGCGAAGAAAACCACCGAAGUGGUGACACCGCUGCAAACGGCGUCAAUACAGAAAUUCACCGCGCAACAAGACGUAGAAGCUGCCUCUACUGCUGGAACGGGAGCCACCAGAUCUACCGCGACCACCAGUGGGCCAGAAACAGAGGUAGCGGACCAUGUGACGAGCGCAGGAAGCAGCGAAAGGCAUUCGAGCAACGAAAAAAAAUCAGUUGCCUCACCGUCCGGCGCAGGGAGUACACAAAGUCCAAGCGGCGGAGGCCUGGAUGGCAGCGCGUUUUCCAUUUUCACGGUGGUACGCACUGCAAAAGUGAAAAGCAUCGCUCACGCACACACAAAAUGCAUUGCUUGUGUACGAAAGAAUUUGAAUCAUCGGGCGCUUUGCUGUGUUUUUCAAAGAGGAAAUUUUGUCUGCUGAUGCUGUUGCUGGACGCGAGGUUUCUAUGGCGUCGUCAAACUUGUAUUUGCCUCAAGCUGUAAAAAAUUUUCCGCGCGCCUUUUUUUGUAUUUGAUAUCCAUCAUGUUGCACACGUAUAGCCCCCCACUAUGUUGCACACCUAAUGAAAUCGCUAGCCUAUUCGCAGCGCUUCUCAGUGGCUAAAGACGGAGCUAUCCGGCGCUGCUGCUCCACGGACUUGCCUCGGAGCGCCCCUGCAGCCAGGAGGUGCUGCAGCAGGUCCUCUUGCAGUCCAGCCGCUAGACAAUGGGCCUCAAUCUGUGCAAGUCGGUCGGAGUCGAGGGCGCAAACGGAAUCGGCCGCGGCUGCGCCUCCCCUUGUUUCUAAUGUCGCGCAGCUGUGCACGCGUGUACCGGCAGGCGCGCGCGCAUUUUGCCUUUGCGGCUUUUUCGGCAAAAUGCGAAAAGCCCGAGAGCCUUUCGGGAAGGGUUCCCAGAGGGGUUCCGGGACCCCUUUUGGGGAGGGGUAGCACCAUCGUGAUUCGAAGAAAAAGCAAUAGGCUUUUUUUUAGGGUUCCGGGCACCCCUCCGGCUCCCCCUUUUUGGAAGGGCUCCGGAAAGGCCUUCGCGGCCAACAUGUGUGCGUGGUGCCUGCUAGAGACGACGAGGCCAGGGCCUGUGUAGACAUCUCGCGGGGCGUUUCCAGCCUCACACGCUGACCCAGGCCAUAGCGGCAAAUAGCUGCACGGAGAGAGCAAUCCGGAAAAAUGAGAAAAAUAUUGCGCGCGCCCGGCGUUUUCUAGGUGGAAACAUCAGCCACAGAAGAACCCCCAGCGCCCCGCCCCCCUUCGCGUCAAUACUCACUUACCUACUGGAGCAGUGUUGCUGACAAGCUAGGUAAAACAAACCGCGUUCAAGUCAGCCCCUCACUAGCGUGCACAGGUUUACUAGCUUUGCGCCGCGAAAAAAUGCGCGAAGAAUUUUUUUUACGGUCUGAGGCAAAUACAACGUUGACGACCCCAUAGUUUCUUGCUGGUGUAAACUGGUGUAGUAUAAUAGAGCGGGCAGAUCAUGCAGAUGUUGCAUUAGAAGUACGCUCGACCCCAAAAUAGAAAUACGCUCGAGACCUUCCUAGUAUCAUUCACAUUCUGACAUAUUACUUACAGCUAUUGUAGGUAGUUUAGGUGAUCGCAAAGACGGUGCAAGAUCUUUUCCAGAGGAUCGGUGGACAGCCUGGACUAUUUUAGCGGUCCUGAACUGUGCGACAAGCUGCAUGAUUACGACGAGGAGAAGUGGGUAUUUCGCCAGAUUCAGUUCGAGGUCGUAGCGUCACCAUCAAACAAAAGCGGAAGCAUGAUGGGUCUAAGAUUCGGAUUCGGAAAAAACAAGCGCGAGCAGGUGGAUUUUAUCCUGCAGAAAAUACGAGGACCAUACAUUUACUUUGUCUGCACGCGAAAAUGGCAAGCCCAAUCGCAAAUAGAAAUUCCCGAAAUCGGACCUGACAAGUAUGGAAUGUCGUUGAGGCUCAGUGAUUUGCGCACAGGCCACGUGUUUUGGUACUUCUCGCUGUGGACUAGGACUUGCAUCUUGUCUUCGGGACAGUGAUAAAUUAUCAUGAAAUGGAGAAACAGAUGAAACAAGCUAGAUUCCACGGAGUCAUGUUUUCUGCGUGAUGCUCUUCGGAGUGGACACAGAGUCGUGGACUUUGUGCACAUCGGCUCUCGUGGGGGGAUCCUCUGACAGGACAGCAAGCAGCUCGUCCAGCGACCCCACGAGCGAAAGGGAAGAAGCGGCGCUGAAUUCGGAUGUUGUGUCACCUGCGAAUUAUAACGUGCAAGCCGUAGUAUCGGGAUCAGAGAGAAAUACCUCGUCGCCGGGGACCACCACGAAGGUCAUUGCGCAUUCCAAGGAGAAGGAAAGCAGCAUCGAGGCGGAGCUGCGGCCCUUGCGAAAAGGAGACGUAGUGAUGCUGCUGCACGGCUGUCCACUGUGGGUCGAGCAAGAUCUUCCGAGUGUACAUUCGACGAUGAAAGUAAAUAACUCAGACACGGUUUCGGGUCCUGGUUCUCCUGAUGCCACGACGCGAGGUGCCAAGAGAGGAACUACGCAGAACCGCUGUGCCGACGAAAUACUUCUCCUGCUCAAUGGCGCAGUCGUACGUUGGUGGGUCCUGCAGGAAAAUUAUGCUCCGUACAAUCCUGUUCCUGACGCUUACCCUUACGCUAGUUCUAGUGCUAGGAUAAUAUAAAACGCAUGGCUUGUUGUACACAUUCAUACAGCGCGACGAAGGCCAAGCGGAGGCGCACGAGAAAAAUAAAAACGAGUUGCAGUGCCUGGUUCCCUACUUGAACGAAAAAGCGAAUACAAGUCUGUAUGAGGAGACGGUGCUCCAAAGUUGAUCCUUGUACUAGUGAGGCAAAAGUAACAGGUGAAGCAGCGGUCUUCUCCGUGUUGAUACGUGUGACAUGAAGGUGGACAAAGACAAUUCUGCAGAGAGUAUCACAAUCACCAAGCCGGAGGUCAGAGAUGAAGGAGAUCGAGAUGACCUCGGCAACCGUACUGGCAAUGAUCACGCACGACAGCUGGAAGAAAUGACCGAGCAAUCAGCUCCUUCGCCGCUUUAUGGGGUACGGAGAUUUACUUUUUUACAUUUGUUUAGAAAUGAUCCAGCGAUGCGCGGCUAGAUUUCAUCUGGGAACGUACCUUUGUACCUGUUUUUCGAUGGUUCGAGAUAGGAAGACCACGAAAUCACCAGUAUUUGAUGACGCUGGUGAUGUUGAUGCAAUAUGAUAGAUAUCAAGAUGCGUAUACUCAGCAUUUUGACAGAAGAUAUCGAUAGGGAGGUAUGAAACUUUUUACAACAGUUUAUCUCUCUGCUUUCUGGGUGUGCCGCUGUGAAGACGUUGAGCCCGUGUUCAAUGCUGACACUGCGCAAUGUGAUACGAAAGAAAAGCAAUCAUAGCUGGAUUCUGCGAAAGUCGAACUGGAACCUAUUUCUAUUUGUCUUGCUUCAUUGACGAAUACUCUUGUCAUGAUGGCGUCCUCGAUUCCUGUUGCGGAAAGCGGCAGCAAUGCCGAUGCAUGAGCAUGACAGACAGAUUUUGCUGCAUCCUGGUCGUCGGGGACAGGCUGUGAGGUAUCUAUUUUUGGUGGAUUUACUCCCAGCAUUCCAACAGUAGAGGAACUUCACCGAUUGAUUUCAUCGGCUCUCUUUUUGUUUGUAAUAGUUCGUUCCUAUGAUCGCUCCCCUGAACCUGAUGUUUCUUUGUGAUGCAAGAAAGAAGCUCUUGCUCUUACACUCCCAUGUGCGGCACAGUCAAAGUCUUUAGUGUUUGUAUACCGUUCCAGAGGAGGACGACAGUCUCCCAGGCGUGACACUCUCAUAUCUGGAUGCAGAUGGCGUAGACGAGGACGGCGAGGAUGAGCAGAUGUACGGCGAGUCUCCCUUGGCAAUGUCUGCGGCUUUUCCGCGGGACAACCUGGAGCAUUUUGGGCUCGGUUCAAGUGAUGACGGUAUGCGCUGCAAAAGUAACGGAGACGCAACUGUAUGAUCUUUGUCUUUGCAUCCUCAACUGUAUUUGGCAGUAGAAUGUUGAUGCUCUUGUGAUGCUAGUAGAUGAUGAAAGGAUGUGGAAGCGAAGGGGAAGCGAAAGCAUGCUUGUCAUGCAAUGAAAUGAUUGCGAACAGCAACAGAGCAAGAUAGAAGCAAUGUGCGUACGUUGAUGCUUUUGCUUUUGCGCAGGAUAAACGUGAACCCUGAUACGAACCUUUUUGGAGACUUGGAGAUGCAGCACCUCCCAGACGGGGACGCGGUGAACAAGACCGCACUGCUUCCUGGAGGGCGGAUCGGAGGCAUGAGUUCGAGUACCCGUGGCAACAAGAAAAACUCGCGUCGGGCCUCGACCGGGGCGCACAGCGAGGGCACGAAUGGGUCCAACCAGACUGUGCGGUCCCCGAAGAGAGUUUUCUACGAGCGGAGCAACCUGGGGACGGUGCACUUCGGGGACCGCACUGCGAUCAUUGGACCUGAUGGGCACAGUCUGAUGGAGGUGGGAACGCAUUUCUGGUACGAAGGGGUAGUCGAUUUUGUGCGCAACCCCAAGUCCGCACCUCCCGGAUCAGGCACAGGGCCAGAGAUCAUGAUCUCGCCGACCUCGACCGCGACCUCUAGUACCACUCCGUCAGCCCAUGCUGAUGCUCUUGACGAGCAGUCUUUAGGAGUAAGUGCACCGAGUAGAUAAGACAAACUUUUUUAACUUAUUAAGAUUCAAUAUGUAAAAAAUCGGAAUCGCUUCUAACGCUGCAUUUGAUGGUAUCCUGAGGCUACCUCCACCUGAAUUGCAAGCCUAGGCACAGUGCAAUCGUGCUGCAUCAAGCUACCGUUAUCUGCUGCAGCAAAAAACAAGUAGGA